CGCGAGCCGUGCUGACGGGCGUGGACCUCGAGGUCGCGGCCGGCGGCGCGGUGCGCUACGUGUUCGAGAAGUCCGGCCACACGGCACGCCCGUCCUGCACCUCGCGUACCGGCACCACCAGGCGCUGCUCGCGGGCGCCGAGCAGAGCGAGGCUGCGGGCCUCGCCACGGUGCGCUCGCCGACUAAGGGCCACAUGCAGGGCGUCCUCGGCGAUGCCUGGAGCCUCGCGGUGAACCUCUCCGAGGCGUCGGGCCUCGGCUUCCUGCCCGGAGGCGAGCCCGAGGGCUCGCUGGUGCCGUUCCUGGCGCAGGAGGCGCUCGGGACGCUCCAGUGGUUCCUGGAAAAUGAUAACUGGAGGACGGCGAUGUUCAAGACCAGCUACUACUUCAGCGGGAAGGGCUUCCAGAAGGUUGCGAUGGUCUGCCUCCUGGUGGAGAAGUUCUACGGCACGGACGACAGUCAGACGCAGUCCUGUGCCAGCAUUCUGGAGACGGGUUUCAGGUGCUUGUAUGACCCUGCAUACUCCGGAGACUGCUCAGGUGCGCCUGGGGGUGCGUAUUACGACCAGGAUUGGGGUGGCAUUCCUAGCCAGGCCGGCUACGACACCGAGGGCUGCAUGGGCUGGAAUGACUUCGGCAACGCUUGCUAUAAUGACCAUCACUACCACUACGGGUAUUACGUGGUUGCCGCGGCCGUGCUGGUGAAGUUGGUACCUUCCCUGGCGGCCGAUUCAGCGUUUGUGACGUACGUGGAGAUGCUGAUCAGGGACACCACGAACCCCAGCCCCUUGGACGCGUACUUCCCACUGUUUCGGGCCUUCGAUUGGUUCGACCUGCACUCUUGGAGCCGCGGCGUAACGCCCAGCGCGGAUGGCAAGGAUCAGGAGUCCACGUCGGAGGAGUUGAACUUGCUGUAUGGGAUCCACCUCUGGGGCACGGUGAUGGGCAAGCCCGACCUGCGGGACCUGGGGCAGACCAUGCUGGCCUUGUGCGCGGUCACGGUGCGAGAGUUCUUCCUGCUUGAGACUGGCAACCCAAACCAUCCAGAGGAUUUCGUCAAGAACCACGUGACUGGCAUAUUCUUUCAGAACAAAGUGCACUACGCUACCUGGUUUGGGUGGGACGAGAAAUUCAUCCAUGGCAUCCAGAUGCUGCCAUUGUCGCCAGCGCUGCAGCUUACGCGUAAGCGAGAGUUCUGCCAACAGGAGUGGGACGACAUCCUCUCGAGCCUGCCCCUCAGCGCGACCGACCCAUGGACUUCCAUCUUGUUGACUGGCACGCUGGCAUGCAUUGACCCUGCCGACGCUUUCACUCGGCUCGUAGCCAUGGACUCCGCGCACAUGGACGACGGGCUCACGCGAGCCUGGGCGUUGUACUGGGCGGUAUCAUUAUCAGGCGAUUGCGCAGGACCACCAACUGGCCUCACUGUCGUAACCACCACGACCACAACGACCACCACGACCACCACCACUCCACGAGAGUGUGCGCAUUCGGCCACAGAGUGCAGCAUUCCCAGCAGCAUCGAGGCCUACUUCGACGAGGGGUGCGUUUCUGGCGGCCUCGGCUGCAACGCCUUCGGGAUGGAGUGCUGCCGCUUCUGCGGCUCUGGCAGUUAUGCCAGCAUCCCCUGCCCCAGCAGCGCGACCCCGUCGCCAACGCCCUCAGCGGCAGUGCCGACGCCAGCGCCCGCUCCUGAGCUGGCACCCACUGCACAGCCGACAUCGUCCGAGGACUUGUGCGGGCACUCGGCUACAGAGUGCAUCAGCUCGCAGGCCACCGAGGCAUACUUCGACGAAGGGUGCCUUUCUGGCGGGCUCGGCUGCAAGGCCCUCGGAUUCGAUUGCUGCCGUUUCUGCGGCUCUGGCAGUUUUGCCAGCAUCCCCUGCCCCAGCAGCGCGACCCCGUCGCCAACGCCCUCAGCGGCAGUGCCGACGCCAGCGCCCGCUCCUGAGCUGGGGCCUUCACCGGCACCCACUGCACAGCCGACAUCGUCCGAGAAUUUGUGCGGGCAUUCGGCCACACAGUGCAUCAGCUCUCAGGCCACCGAGGCAUACUUCGACGAAGGGUGCCUUUCUGGCGGGCUCGGCUGCAAGGCCUUCGGAUUCGAUUGCUGCCGUUUCUGCGGCUCUGGCAGUUACGCCAGCAUCCCUUGCCCAAGCCCGACGCCCAGUCCGACGUCGCCUCCCUUGGCUCCCCCUCCUGCGGCAGCCACUGGCGAUCCGCAUCUUCAGAACAUCCAUGGUGAGCGGUUCGAUUUGGGGAAGCCUGGCAAGCACGUUUUGAUCAAUAUUCCGCGGGGAGAGCGCGCUGGGAAUACGAUGCUUCGUGUGGAGGCUGAUGCACGUCAGGUCGGUGAGCAGUGCGCAGACAUGUAUUUCCAAGAAAUGAAUAUCACUGGGGCCUGGGCGGAGGCGAAGCAGACUGGCGGUUUGCGUUUCCAAGCUCUGGGUUCAGGUAUGGAUUGGGCAAAGUUCGGGCGGGUAGAACUAAAAGUCGCCCUUGGUCAUACACAACAGGGCAUCCAGUAUCUGAACUUCUACAUCAAACACCUCGGACGAGCUGGUUUCGCUAUCGGAGGACUGCUGGGAGAAGAUGAUCACACUGAGGAGUCGAUGCCUGCGGUGGAAUGCGUUCGACACAUUGCCCUUCGUCAAGCUAGGCGUAGGCAAAGUGAAUCCAUGUUUUCGAUUGCGGAGGCAUUCUUCGCAUGACCACAUGUGCACGGACUGUGCACUGUACACGAGUAGACGUUGACUUUCUGCUGCGGAACAAGGAAGCGAUAUCGUAGAGAAGGACCCAGCCCGUCUGAACAGCUUUGAACGUAUUCGUCGCCCCGUUGGGGGUGGGGGGCCCUCAUGGACUGCGCAGCGGCCCACGACCGCUUCAGUGCGGCGGUAGCCGAGCCGCCGAAUGAGGCACGGAGCGUGCGAUAGGCGCGUGCCGCGCGGCGACCGCCUGCGGACGCCCCCAGACCCCCGACGUCGUGAUUUGUUCCGCAACGCGGACCCCAUGAGGUCUGGUUCCCCGGGAUCGGCUUUCCGUCCCGAGCCGUACCGAGGUCGGCCAAGAUGGGGGGGUGACGACAAGGGGUGG
This is a messenger RNA of Prorocentrum cordatum, 3092 nucleotides long. Lineage: Eukaryota; Dinophyceae; Prorocentrales; Prorocentraceae. The record is from the annotation of a GenBank genome assembly.